Messenger RNA from Hydatigera taeniaeformis, 3894 nucleotides. The record is from the annotation of a GenBank genome assembly. NCBI's taxonomy places the organism in Eukaryota, Metazoa, Platyhelminthes, Cestoda, Cyclophyllidea, Taeniidae.
AUGCAGACAAACGCAGAAGAUCGAUUGCAGCGAAAGAAGCGUUUGUUGGAGUUCUAUGGCCCAAGAUCAAAGCCUGAUGAUGUGUCUAAAAUUAUUCUGGACCCAAAGGAUAUUGAUUCUGUCGGCUUUGAUCCGAAGGAAUAUUUAAAUGAUCUUCUCCAAAAUUGCGACUUGAAUGAUUUGCUGGCCAAGGAGACAGAGAUUUGUGAACAAAUUCGCUCACUUGACGCCGAAAUGCAAACUCUCGUAUAUGACAAUUACAAUAAGUUCAUAAACGCCACACAUACAAUCAAAAUGAUGAAGUCAGAUUUUAAAUUCAUUGAGGAUGAAAUGAACUCUCUUACUGAAAGUAUGGUGGAAAUUCAACUCUAUUCUAAUGAAAUUGAUCAUGAAAUUCGCGAGUCCAAAUCAGCCAUCAGAAAAUUGGUGACAACUGCUGACAGCCUUCGAAGGCUUGGAUACCUGUCUACGUUGCCGUCGAAGAUUAGAGAGUUCAUGAAAAAGGAGGAGUGGGCCAAAGCAGUCGACGCUUACACCAAAGCAAGUGGAUUUUUCGAGAAGCAUCGUAACAUUCCAUCCUUUCAAGGAAUUGACAAAGAAUGCACCGAGUUAAUCGGUGAGCUUGUCGAAGAAGUGGAAGCUCGUCUUCUUUCGGCGGAGGAUUCACAGACCUUAUCCACAUCAAUUGAGGUUUUGGUACAACUUGGAAAACCUGUGUCGGAACUAUCGAAAAAGUUUAUUCAGAUAGCUUCGCAGCACAUCGACUCGCUGUUUGAGAAGUUGGUCUCCUCUCAUGAUUUGGAAAGUGUGGAGUCAUCCGUGCCUGACCUUUUGAAUUUCGCAAAUGCAAUGGCGGAUGCCAUUUCUGAGGGAACGCUGCCAUAUGUCUUUGCAUUCUCCAGUCGCUUUCUUAGUAGUGCAGCUCUGUCAUCGAGGGACAGUGAGUUCAAGGAUACCCUUGAGACUUGCCUCUUCGAGUUUUUGCAAAGGGUGACUCGGACGUUCCUUGCCUUGAUUGACAAGAAGUUGCAAAGUGAGGUUCAGUCAACCGAAAUAGGUCUGCUGGUGAGAGCUUUGGAGCGCCUAUUCGCUCGGCUGGUAGAUUUCGGUCGCAGCGUCCUAGAAGUUGUCGUUCCACCGAACGAGUCUUCCUCCCUAGCAGCUAGCAAUUUCAAGCGAAGUCUUGAUGAGGCCUCCCUCAACAUGGUGCUGGCUGUGGCCGCGAGAUGCUGCCGUGAGAAACAGUUUGCCUGUCUUAAGACACAGACUGCAGAUUGCCUGACUGACAUCAGGCAGUAUCUCGUCACUAACGUCUGUUCGAAGCAAACAAACAGUGAAAAUGAGGGCGAUAAGAAGACUCUUACUCAGAUCUACAAUGAAAUGAGCCGAAUUUUGGCAACCAACCUUCGUGAUUGUCUCAAGACCUUGGAGCCCUUCUUAUCAGGUGAUAAUACCUUUUCUCAUCUUCAACUUUUCCGUGCCACCUUCUGUUUGGACUACAUCCGAGAAGGUAUUGUUGCCGCCUACCUUCGUUUCCUCAUCCAUUUCUGCGAGGAGCUUUCAAAGUACACGCCCUCCAGCAUUCCUGGAAGCAUAAUCUUACUGAUGGGAAAAUUGUGCCUCGACUGGGCUAAUUCCGGAACCAUCGGCCAUUUAUUAAGUAUGGCCGAUGACUUUCUUCUCAUUGGUCUCCCAAAAUCCUCGGCCUCAGUUCAGUCCCAUCAGCAGGCCAUUCAACAUAUACUGGCUACGCGGCAACAACCUCCGACUUCGCCAGGUCCACUGGCGGAGGAGUUUCGCGCAACUGCUACGCGUCUUCUCACCACCUUCGCCAAGUUCGAGGGUGCCCAGUUGGCCCACAUGAUGCGUAAGUCUGUCGAGGCCCGUGAUUGGCUGCGAUGUCUCGAACCCCGCACUGUCCGCUCCGUGAUUAGACGCAUACUCGAAGACCUCGAUAAUAUCGACUUUCAGGUGAGUCAAUUGCUUCCACCUUCGACGGCCGGACGUUGUCGGGGUGGAAAGGAGGGUGGACGAGGGUCAGUUGAUGGUCGGUACUCCUGGCGCUCCUCGAUGUCGCAUCUUCGUGGACAGACCGUAGGAGGUCUGGUAGCGCUUUCCACUACUACUGUUGGUGCCAUGGGCUCUUCACAGCAACAUGGUGCUGUCACCUCGCCGGAGUAUGACCCGGCGUUGGCUAGUCAACUUCGUCGUCUCUUUCAUCAACGCGUGAAUGUGUUUGCCCCCGUCAAACCGACACGCGAGUCCAUCCUCUUUGGAGUGGUUAAGAUUGGCCUUAAAGCCUUCAGCGAGUGCGCACGAACUCGAACAUUUGGGAAGUUUGGCCUUCAGCAGAUGCAAGUUGACUGUCACUACUUGCACAUUCACCUCUGGCGAUUUGUCAAUGACGAUAAACAGGUGCAGAAUGUGCUUGACGACGUCAUGUACAGUGUCAUGCAGCGCUGCGUCGAGCCACAAUUGAUGGACGACAGCUUGGAUUUCGAGUACGGUCUCAAGUCGCGUUCACUGGCCUAUCGAGAGUGCUUGGAGAAUCUUCUCGAUCUCAGUCGUUUCGAUGUCGACUACUCAACCAAGUUCGAUGAGAGUUGUCGUGGACCAACGACAGAUAUCGCGUUAGACCCAGUCGAAUCUCGCUACCUUCUUUCGGCCAACCACGAUGGCAGUCUGCUACUCUACGACACACAGACCCCUGCCAAAACUAGCAACGACAGUUCCACAUUGGUGUUUCCCCACCUCGCUCACCUUACUUCCGUGCCGUCAACCCUCCUCUCUACACAAUGCAAUCCCUCUAGCGCUGACGAUUGUAGGUUGAGUCAGUCUCUGUGUCUCCAGUGGAAUAAUGUGGACACAGGCUGUUUCUUUAGUGUCUCCGUUGAUAAAACACUCAAGAUUUGGGACACCAACAGGGUUGAGUGCGUGGAUAUAAUCGCGACACCGGAGCCGAUGACUUGGGCGGCGCUGUCGCCGUGCGCAAGAGAGCACAAUCUCAUUGCGGUGUCAUUAUGGAAGCGCUACGAUCGCCACGUCGUUUGCAUCGAUCCCCACAUCGGCGCACCUUGUCUCAGCCUCUUGGGCACCCACACGGCCCCCCUCAUCACUCAGGUUCUUUGGUCGGCUCGCAACUCCUUCGUCCUCUUCACCGCUGGAGAAGACGGAAGAAUUGUCUUUUGGGAUAUCCGUGUACCUCUGAGGCCUGUUGCUACGUUGAACAAUAACUACAAGAAUGAAGAACCGCUGUAUUCGCAUGAUGCUAUAGCACACAAAGGCGGAGUGAAGGGGAUGAUUAAUAGUCCCGAUGGCCUUCACCUCUACUCGUGGGGUGGGGCGAAAGAUCGAGGCGACUCAUGCCUGCGUGUGUGGGGCGUGGAGGUGGACGGAGGGGCGCCGUGCGCUAGAGUUGAUGCACAGCCACGUAUCUCUAUUCCCGCCUUAGCUGGUGCUAUUAAAGCCGGCUUUAGAGGUUCUGGUGCAUCGCGCUGCGUCCGUCUCGCAGUAACUGGCGGUGAUAUCGGCCCCCGUUUUCACGCCUGGGGUGCAGAGGGCGCGCUCGUCUUUGUCCCCGUCGAUUGUGCUCUUCUCGUAAUUUCUAUUGGCUGUCGCUCAAGUGAUCUCAGCUCAGAUUUAUUCUCCCAACGGACCAUCAAACGGCAUUUUUCCAAGGACGUCGCCUACCAUGAGCAUGCUCUUUCUCUGAUUGCAUGGGAGGCAGAUGGUGGAGAUUUUGAACUCUUAAGCUUUUGUAUACUCCAGAUGGAAGCUUGCGCUUGGAACUGGAAACGGCUGGAACUUUACACGGCGGGAGUUGACAAUAACCUCUUCACUUGGCCUCUCUUCCAUACUGCGUCUGCUGACAAAAAUUCAGUAGAAAGUGAGUGA